AUGAAAAGCUUGGUUUUUACCCCAGUCCGGCGGUGCUCCCCGAGCCUCCAGCGCCGGCUCACGGCCUCGGGCCCCGCUCUGAGGAGAGGGCGGUGCCUCCGGGGGAGCCGCCUCCUCCCUCGCCGCCGAGGCCGUGGCCGAGGCUGGGAGGCUGUCGGCGAGUGGCGGGACGGCCUGGGCCGGGCGGCCGCCAUGUUCGGAGGCGGGCUGAGGGGAGCCCUGCGGGCGGCGAGCGGCGGCUGGCGGCGGGCGGCGGCACCCGGUCCCGGGGCCGCGGGCGCCGUCAGCCGCAGCCUCAGCGCCGGUGAGGCGCCGAGCCUUUCCUACCAAGAGCUCAAAGACUUGAAGAAGACUAACGUCCUCCACAUAGACGUGCGGGAGAGGUGGGAGGUCGACAGAUCUGGAAGAAUCCCAGCGUCUAUCAACAUACCGCUGGGUGAAUUAGUGGAAGCUCUACAGAUGAACCCAAUGGAAUUCAAGGAGCAGUACAAUCAAAAGAUGCCAUCCAAGUCGGACCCUGUGGUUUUCUCCUGUUUGGCAGGAACAAGAAGUAAACAAGCACUCGGUUUUGCCAGGUCCCUGGGUUUCUGCAGAGUUCAGCAAUAUGCUGGUGGCUUUGAGGACUGGGUAAAACAUGAACCUCCAGAGAAAAAAUGAAGAUGAUUACCCCAACCCUUGCCCUAGCAAGGCUUCAGGAUGAUUUUUAGGUUUUAUCAUUCAAACUGUGUGCUUUCCACUUGGAGAACACAGGCCACUCCUGUUUUCUCAGGUAAACAGACAUUCAAACAGCCAUGCAGAUCAACUGUUUGUUUUAAAGUAUUCUCAAAGUCUAUGGCAUGGACAGAGGACAUUACAUUUGUUCAACCUUAACUUUGGGCUAUGUUUUUGGUGAAAGUAUGUGAAGAGAACCUAAGCACUUAUUAAGUUCACUGAGGUUUUUGUAUGAUGUAGUUUAUGUUUAAAAUGAUGAUGACAGGACAAAUAAAACUAUCCCAAAUAA
Colius striatus (speckled mousebird) is the source of this 1000-nucleotide messenger RNA. It is a transcript of the gene TSTD3, whose product is annotated as thiosulfate sulfurtransferase like domain containing 3. The transcript is spliced from 4 exons. Bases 1 to 657 code for a protein of 218 amino acids. Gene Ontology annotation, molecular function: thiosulfate-cyanide sulfurtransferase activity. Gene Ontology annotation, cellular component: mitochondrion. The record is from RefSeq and is a predicted model, not a curated record. NCBI's taxonomy places the organism in Eukaryota, Metazoa, Chordata, Aves, Coliiformes, Coliidae.